UGCCAGCCCGGGCGAGUCCUCCCACGCUGGGUGCCGCAGCCACCACAGGCCGGGCGCGCCCAGUUCCGGUCCCCACCCCUAACGGCGUCGAGGGGACGCGCCCCGAGGGCAGCCUCCCUUCAGGGCCCCCAAACGAAUCCCGACUCCGGCCGUGUGGCGACAGCCACCACCCCCGCCUUCAAACCCCAGUCACCGGCGCUGGCCCUCAACACAAUGGCUCGACAAAAUGGCGGCGAAGCCUUGGCGCCGACCAUAGAGAGGACCACGGCGCUCUUCCGGCGUAGAGAGAGGAAGUGGCGGGGGAGAAGGGCGGCUCUCCAAGUGCCCUUCUAGGAGCACGGCGCGCAGUCUCCAUGGUGCUGGGUCCGUGGAGCUCACGUGACCGGCGAAAGCCGCGGCGGAGGCGAGGGGGAGGAGAAAUGGGCGGGAGGCCUGCGGGAUAGCUGGGGACCCGGCGAAUACCAGGUUGUCAUGGAGUCGUGGGGACCGGCUCGCGCAUGCGCCAGCUGACCCGCCGGGCUGGUCGUGGAGCGGCGACCCUGGCCAUAGCCUUCACACGGGCCUGCAACACACUGCACAGCUCACUUACAGCCUGUGAUGGCCCUCCUGCCCGCUGACUCCUCAUCCUCCAGAUUCCAGCCUCACGGCCCUUUCCUGGUGCUCCAGCCCAUCAGCCUCACUUGUUCACAGCUCCUGUCGAUGCAACCAACAAAGCAAUCCAUAUGCAAACACUGUCUGUGAUCCAGCUUCCAGCCUACUGAAACAUGGAGAGAAAAAUGCCAUCCAGAGAGAGCCCUCGAAGACUCUCUGCCAAGCCAGGCCGAGGCACAGAGACGAAAAGAGUAGCUCGGCCGCUCGGCGUGGUGGCUGCUGACUCAGACAAGGACUCUGGCUUUUCAGAUGGGAGCUCAGAAUGCUUGAGCUCCGCAGAGCAGAUGGAAUCAGAGGACAUGCUGAGUGCUUUGGGCUGGAGCAGGGAGGACAGGCUGAGGCCGAGCUCCAGAGCCACAAGCACUGCCUUCCCUGCGCUGUCCCCUAUGGUGGUCAUGAAGAACGUGCUGGUCAAGCAGGGCAGCAGCUCAUCGCAGCUCCAGUCAUGGACUGUCCAGCCCUCCUUUGAGGUGAUCUCAGCACAGCCGCAGCUCUUUGUCCUUCAUCCACCUGUGCCAUCCCCUGUCAGCCCGUGCCACACUGCUGAGAAGAAGUCAGAUUCCAGAAACUACUUGCCCAUUCUCAAUUCUUACGCCAAAAUAGCCCCCCACCCAGGCAAAAGGAGCCUGUCCCUCGGCUCAGAAGAAAGAGGAGCCAGCGGGAUAGCGAAGAAGAUCUGUGCGGAGAGACUGGGGCCAGGCCUGUCUUCCCAGGAGCCAGCCAAGACUGGCCCUGUGCUAUCCAGUCCUUCCACUCCAGCCCCGCCCAGCUCCAAACUCACUGAAGACUCGGCUCUGCAAGGAGUGCCCUCCCUGGGGGCUGGUGGGAGUCCACAGACUCUGCAGCCUGUGUCCAGCAGUCACGUGGCUAAGGCGCCCAGCCUGACCUUCGCAUCGCCUGCCAGUCCUGUGUGUGCGGCAGACAGCACUCUGCAUGGCUUAGAGAGCAGCUCCCCUCUGUCGCCACUGUCAGCCAGUUACAGUUCACCGCUGUGGGCCGCAGACCUCUGCCGCAGCCCAGACAUCUUUUCCGAGCAGAGGCAGAGCAAGCACAGGCGCUUCCAGAAUACCUUAGUGGUCCUCCACAAGUCUGGUUUGCUCGAAAUCACUUUGAAAACCAAGGAGUUGAUUCGUCAGAACCAAGCAACUCAGGUGGAACUAGACCAGCUGAAAGAGCAAACCCAGAUGUUCAUAGAGGCCGCCAAGAGCAGGGCUCCUCAGGCGUGGGCCAAGUUGCAGGCAUCACUAGCAUCCGGACCCAGUCAUUCAGGCAGUGACCUAGAUGCAUUGUCUGAUCACCCAGACAUAUAGCACAGAGAUGGCUUUUCAGUUAUUUGAGUGGUUCUUUGAACUCUUUUGCUAUUACUACCUACACCUGUUUUCCACAGCCUAUUUAAGAACUUUUCUUUCUAAACUCACUCAUGAAGCCACAUGCCAGUCCCUGGCUACCGCGUGUGGUCACGCACAGGUUAAGUGUGUUUAUGCUCUUCUGAGGACCUCCAAUUGGGAGUGUCUGUGAGUCCCUUUUCCUUAGCCCAUGGGCACUUAGCUGGAUCUUGGGACAAAGGAGAGAUGACUGUGUGGGUCUCUUCCAGCUUCCUACCCACUAUCCAUGAUCCAAGGUACAGUGACAAGGAUGAGUGUACAGAAUGCCACUUGUCAAACCAAGGAGUAGGUGACCUAAGGAUCCCUUGGUGGCCCUCCUUCAAGUAUCUUAGUCACAGAGGAAAAUAAGAGGAUGUACUUGUGUUCUACCAGGCCUCGUGCCAGUUGGGCGAAACCUAAAAUGCUCUGGGCACAGGUUGUGCCUGUGUGCAAGUACUUAAUCACAUGAGGGUUUGUUUCUUACACUUGAAAGUCAAGGGAGAAAGGGCAGAGCCGUCUGACUCACACUGAUCACACCAGAUCUGACACAAGUAGGCACAUCCUUCAGAUUUUUAAAAACAUGGACUGAUUUAGUACCAGCUGGAAUUGUAUUUGAUGAGUUGCUUUUUUGAUUGAAGGGCCAAAGAAGCCAGCAUUUUUGUCACUAGUUAGAAAGUUUAAUUCAUGAUUGAAAUAGCACAACCUAUCUUACAUCUAAAAAGCUUGAGUCAGGACUGCAGGAUGCCACGGUGAGUAGGGGUACUUGUGGCCAUGCCAGAUGGCCUGAAUUUGGUUCCCUGAACUGACACCCUGCAGUUUGUCCAUCACACACACCAGAUGAGUAAAUGAAUAUGGAGUUAAAAACAAGCCACCCUCAUCAUUAACACAGAAGCCUGCGAUGGCCUCAGUGGAUCCUCAGAGUCUGGUGUAAGCUCCCCAGCUAUUUCGUGAGGGAAGGACGGCUGUGCUCAUACAUUUGAAUUAAGUGAAACCCUGAGGUUAGAACAAGGCCACAAAAGACCCUUCCCCAUCACAUCUGAGCCUCACCCAUCCCCUGUGGUGAUGGGGAGCCACUGUGGAAGUCUUGUGUCCCGUUUUGGGUGUGGCAGCAGAGCUGAAGUGUGGUUCCUCUCUGAGGCUGGCCUUAGGACGGAGAAUGUGAGGAGGUUCCAUAUGACACAUUCUUUUCAGCUUCUCUGUUCUGGGAACUAGAUGUCUAAACAGUAAACAAAGGAUUGUAUCCUCUUGUUCAAAAUUUUCAUACUCCUGAAAAAUCUUUGUUUUUCACAAAUUAACCUGGUUUUGUGACCAUCAUCAUCUUUCUGCAGAGAGAGCACUCAUGGGGCUUUACUAGGCCCAGAGUAAAGGGUCACAUUUACUAGGGAGUUGUAAUUCUAACAUGGUUUUAAAAUUGUAAGACUCAGGUUGACUCUACUGUGUUCAUAAAGACAUGAUUUGGAUAUGAUUGGUUGAAAAAUAAUCACCUUGGUGAACUCUCUACUCUGAUCAACACAGAAUUCUUACCUGCUGCUUGCUUUCUGAAAGAGUCUCUGGGCAGACUCAGAUCCUUGGGGUACACUCCCCUAAGUCUGUAUGGUGUCAUGCCACCUCACUCUCACCCCACUAGGAAGCUUCCUUCUGGGCAGAAUGUUUGGCAGGAAAGCUGUGGAGACAGGUGCAUUCAGAGCAGCCUGGGCACCAGCCCCGAGUUUUACCAAGCGUCAGAAGGCUAGAAGCACUUGCUGAGAACCAAAUGUACCCACUGGAAAAAUCCUCGGUGGAGAGCUGUAAGCCUCUUGGACUCUUUCUCUGGGUUUGGGCUUUCAUUUCCCUUCCUGCCUCCAUAAAAGAUGAUGAAAGCCACCAUAGGUCUUCACUGCUGAGUGGCCGGGAGGGUUAGCACCCCCAGUCACUGCUCCUCUGUGAUCUUAGAGCCAGAGUGCAGUGUUCUGUUCCUGGUGGAGCUGGAAGCAGACAGACUCCAGUAGAGAAGCUAGAAGGAGUGGUCCUUUGAGGUCAGAGGCUAGACCAGCACUCGGAGGAAGCCCGGAGUGGACCAGAAAAAUCUGCGUUGGUCGCCCAAAAGCUGUAAUGUAAGUAGCGAUGGCCUCGGUGGUGCAUGCUGAAGUCCUUGUGAGGCAUUGUGCAGGGCUGUUGUUUUCCUAGGGUGAGAAGUCGGCUUUAGCUCAGGCCAACCCAUAGGAGAUCCUUUGUCAGGUUAUAGAAUUAACGUCGUUUGUAGUUUACUACAGUUUUAUUGACUAUAGCAUCGCCUGACUGAUAUGAUUCCUCAGCACACAAGUUACUCUUGCACAUAUACUGAAGUGGCCUUUCAGCCACAAUCUGUUUAGGUAGAGACUAUUUACCAAAUGUGAAUCCUUUUAAGAAAGUGUGAAGUUAUGUAGAAAUUGACUGUGAAAUGUCAGAGGAAAAAAAAUAAAAGUCACUUACUUGAAAA
Messenger RNA from Mesocricetus auratus (golden hamster), 4473 nucleotides. It is a transcript of the gene Cipc, whose product is annotated as CLOCK interacting pacemaker. Gene Ontology annotation, biological process: negative regulation of DNA-templated transcription; negative regulation of circadian rhythm. Bases 765 to 1961 code for a protein of 398 amino acids. The transcript is spliced from 5 exons. The record is from RefSeq and is a predicted model, not a curated record. Gene Ontology annotation, cellular component: nucleus. Lineage: Eukaryota; Metazoa; Chordata; Mammalia; Rodentia; Cricetidae.